Molecule: messenger RNA, 6291 nt
Organism: Meriones unguiculatus (Mongolian gerbil)
Lineage: Eukaryota; Metazoa; Chordata; Mammalia; Rodentia; Muridae
Gene: Egflam
Product: EGF like, fibronectin type III and laminin G domains
Exons: 23
Coding region: 602-3655 (1017 amino acids)
Molecular function (GO): protein binding; calcium ion binding
Source: RefSeq, a predicted model, not a curated record
ACCCAGUAGAGUAGCCUUUGAGACGUUAGGAAAAGUGGUUUAAAUUGGGUGCAGGCGGACCCAGAGGGGCGUCGGGGAAGAAGGGUCAGCCAGUGGAACUGAGGCACCCCAAAAGUUCAGGGUCAGGACCCAGCCGAGGACCCUGGGUACUCAGGGUCUGAGUGAACGAACUCCCGCGGAGUGUUGAACUCGGUCCCACCCAGGCCCCCGAUCUAGGUCACCCGCGGGGAAGAGCUGCGCUGGGGGCUGUCUGCUCCGGAGGUGGGCGAGGGGUGGGUUGAUUCAGACCCUGCCCCUCGCUCGCUCUUCCACUAGAUUGUAAUUCCAUCUCCGGCGGGUCGAGCCGCCCUCCCUCGGGCUGCCAGUGCGUCCCUCCCCUCGGCCUCCAGCGUCCACUCCCCAGCCUCGAAACGCUCUGCCGCUGCGAGCCCGCUCCACUCCAGCAGCCAGCCUCCCAACUGCCGCCCUGCCUCCUCGGACCCCCGAGCGGGCUCCCCACCUUCUCACCCUCGCCUCCCUGGCGUCCUCCACGUCCCCCCAGGAGACGCCCUUUCCCUGAGAGCCCGGGACUUGGCGAAACUUUGCAGACACCGUCUCUGAGAUGGAUUUAAUCCCAACCUUCUUGCUCCAUUUCUUGCUCCUGGCCUGCAGCCUCCCACCCGGCGCCGUGUCACUCCGAACCGCUCUGCGAAAAUCAGGCAAGAUGGGCCCUCCUCUUGACAUCAAGCUGGGAGCCUUGAACUGUACAGCUUUCAGCAUCCAGUGGAAGACACCGAAGCAUUCUCGUAUCCAUAUCAUUGGGUACACAGUGUUUUACUCUGAGGUUGGUUCAGACAAGUCCAUCCGGGAGCGGUCCCAUAAUGUACCUGUUGGCCAGGAUGCCCAGAUCACUGAGGAAGUGAUUGGAGACUUGAAGCCAGGCACUGAAUAUCAAGUCAGCAUAGCAGCUUACAGCCAGACUGGCAAAGGGAGGCUUAGCUUUCCUCGGCAUGUGACCACUCUGUCUCAAGAGUCCUGCCUGGCCCCUGCAGCACCGCAGCAGCCACAUGUCCUUGUGGUUUCUGAUUCUGAAGUGGCCCUCUCUUGGAAACCUGGGAAGAGCAAAGGAAGUGCUCCGAUUCAGUCCUACUCAGUGGAAUUCAUUAGGCCAGAUUUUGACAAGAGCUGGACCAUAAUCCAAGAGCGGCUACCGAUGGAAUCCUUGGUUCUCAAAGGCCUUGAUCCAGAUACCAGCUACCAGUUUGCUGUGAGAGCCAUGAAUGCCCAUGGCUUCAGUCCACGCAGCUCGCCCAGCAACACCAUCCGAACCCUGGGUCCUGAGGAGGCAGGAAGCGGCCACUAUGGACCUGGGUAUAUCACCAGUCCCGGAGUGGGUGAGGAUGAUGAUGGAUCUGAAGACGAGCUUGAUCUGGAUAUGUCCUUUGAGGAGGUUAAACCCCUUCCUGCUACCAAAGCUGGGAAUCAGAAGCACUUGGUGGCAUCCAAGAAGACAUCUGUCUCUAACCCAGAGACGGCUUCCAGGCUUGCACAGCCUACCUCAGCAACUCUCCCUGAAACUACAGUAGCCGCCCCACCCACCCCAGCCCAGCGGAAAGGGAAGAAGAGUGCGGCCAUGAGGUCAAGGCUCUUUGACAUGUCCUGUGAUGAAACCAUCUGCUCUACUGACAGCUUCUGUGUCAACGACUACACCUGGGGAGGCUCACGGUGCCACUGCAACCUGGGCAGAGGCGGCGAGGGCUGCUCAGAAGAUAUCUUGAUUCAGUAUCCUCAGUUCUUUGGCCACUCCUACGUAACCUUUGAGCCCCUGAAGAACUCUUAUCAGGCAUUUCAGAUUACUCUGGAAUUCAGGGCAGAGGCGGAGGACGGCUUGUUGCUCUACUGUGGGGAGAAUGAACACGGCAGGGGUGACUUCAUGUCCCUGGCUCUCAUCCGACACUCCCUCCACUUCAGGUUUAAUUGUGGAACUGGGGUUGCAGUCAUCGUAAGUGAGACCAAAAUCAAACUUGGGGCCUGGCAUACAGUGACAUUGUACAGAGACGGGCUGAAUGGGCUGCUGCAAUUGAAUAAUGGCACCCCAGUGACAGGCCAGUCCCAGGGCCAGUACAGUAAAAUUACCUUCCGGACACCUCUGUACCUUGGUGGCGCUCCCAGCGCUUACUGGCUGGUCAGAGCGACAGGGACAAACCGUGGCUUCCAAGGCUGUGUGCAGUCACUUGCUGUGAAUGGGAAGAGAAUCGACAUGAGGCCCUGGCCACUGGGAAAAGCCCUCAAUGGGGCUGAUGUUGGGGAGUGUAGCAGUGGGAUUUGCGAUGAGGCUUCCUGCAUCAACGGAGGCACCUGCGCAGCCAUCAAAGCCGACUCCUACAUCUGCCUCUGUCCUCUUGGGUUCCGGGGCCGACACUGUGAAGAUGCAUUCGCCCUGACCAUCCCUCAGUUCAGAGAGUCGCUGAGGUCCUAUGCCGCCACGCCCUGGCCCCUGGAGCCUCAGCACUAUCUUUCCUUCACCGAGUUCGAGAUCACAUUUCGGCCAGACUCAGGGGAUGGUGUCCUCUUGUACAGCUAUGACACCGGCAGCAAGGAUUUUCUGUCCAUCAUUAUGGCUGCUGGCCACGUGGAAUUCCGCUUCGACUGUGGUUCUGGGACUGGCGUUCUCAGAAGUGAGGAUCCCAUCACCUCGGGCCAAUGGCAUGAGCUACGUGUGUCUCGAACGGCGAAAAAUGGCAUCCUCCAGGUGGACAAGCAGAAGGUAGUAGAGGGGAUGGCAGAGGGAGGCUUCACCCAGAUUAAGUGUAAUACGGACAUUUAUAUUGGCGGAGUCCCAAACUACGAUGAUGUCAAGAAGAACUCAGGCAUCCUCCAUCCAUUUAGUGGGAGCAUUCAGAAGAUCAUCCUAAAUGACCGGACCAUCCACGUGAAGCAUGACUUUACAUCUGGUGUGAAUGUGGAAAAUGCAGCCCACCCCUGUGUGGGGGCCCCCUGUGCCCAUGGGGGCAGCUGUCGGCCCAGAAAGGAGGGUUAUGAGUGUGACUGUCCCUUGGGCUUCGAGGGCCUCAACUGCCAGAAAGAGUGUGGGAACCACUGCCUCAAUACUAUUACAGAAGCCAUCGAGAUCCCGCAGUUCAUCGGCCGCAGUUACCUGAUGUAUGACAAUCCGGAUAUCCUCAAGAGGGUGUCGGGAUCAAGGUCCAAUGCAUUCAUGAGGUUUAAGACAACCGCCAAGGAUGGCCUGCUGCUGUGGAGGGGAGACAGCCCCAUGAGACCUAACAGUGACUUCAUUUCCCUGGGCCUUCGGGAUGGAGCUCUGGUAUUCAGCUACAACCUGGGCAGUGGUGUGGCAUCCAUCAUGGUGAAUGGUUCCUUCAGUGAUGGUCGGUGGCACCGAGUCAAGGCUGUCAGGGACGGCCAGUCUGGGAAGAUUACAGUGGAUGACUAUGGAGCCAGGACAGGCAAGUCACCUGGCAUGAUGAGGCAACUUAACAUCAAUGGGCCUCUCUAUGUGGGUGGAAUGAAAGAAAUCGCUCUGCACACGAACAGACAAUACAUGCGAGGCCUCGUGGGCUGUAUCUCUCACUUCACACUGUCCACUGAUUACCACAUUUCCCUUGUGGAAGAUGCUGUGGAUGGGAAAAACAUCAACACUUGCGGGGCUAAGUAACACAGCUGGCCUUGACCAGGGGACAUAGCCUCUAUCCUGAUCAUCCCAGGGGCCCAGAGACCCUGCCUGAUGCUGCACAGAGAGAGAGGUCUGGGGGUCAGGUGUGUUCACUCUCAUCAAGGACAAAGUACACCCUGAUGGGAGCCAGGCCUGAAGGCCCUGGGUGGCCUUUUCUGCAAACACUCUGUGGACCAAACUCAGUGGACUACUGUGAUUAGGAAGCAUCGGUCUUUGUCGUUCAACAUAUAGAGUCUGUGAGAGAUCAUACGUCAAUGCAAGUUCCAGAAAUUCUCUGCUGCAGCUCAAUGGCUAUGUUGUGUUAAAGAGAAUGAAGCAGUACUGAGAGAGAGAGAGAGAGAGAGAGAGAGAGAGAGAGAGAGAGAGAGAGAGAGAGAGAGGAGAAAGACAGAAACAGAGAGAGACAGAGAACCACUACCACCACCACCACCACAGAACAGUAUUAAAAUACUUCUGCCCUUCCCUGACUUUUGACACUAGCAGAAUGACUGUGUUACCCUGAACUUCAUACUUCCAAUCUUGGCCUAUGGAUUGUGUAGAUUAACCCCUUUCAUUCCUCACUGACUCAAUGUGCUCUGACUAGUCCAUGAAAAUAAAGGUUGAGGGGGUAUUAAACAUAGAAUCAUUAUCAUACCGGGGCCCCCUUUCCAAGCUUACCUCUAAUGCAAAUGUUCCUUUUAUGAUGCAAAUUGAAGAAAAUGGGUCCCCUGAUUUUGUAGCUGUACUUUUGUACAUGUCUAUUUUUAUAGCCAUAGACUGUCCACACUUACAGUGUGCUUUUGAAAGUUAGGGGGGGUGGAUCUUAAUUAUAGCACCCUUUCCUAAUAAUUUUCUGUCAAAGGAGAUGUGAUUGGGCCAUUUGUAGUGUCAGUGGAACGGUAGAGAGUGAGUAGGGUGGGGCCACUGGGAGCAGUGACUGUUCUCUCUCAGUGCUCGCUCACAGCUGUCCCAAGUGACGAGAUUAAAAGGAGGUGGGUCAUUAUUGCCAUGUUGUUUUAAGAGAGGGAAAGUAUCUGUAAUUAAAAAAAAAAAGAAAUAAAGGGGAUGAGGAAGAACUCCUUCAGUCAUUUGUGGAGAUGGGACUGAUCUUGCAGAGGCCACACCUACAAAGGGACAACAAGGCUACUGGAGAGUCCAAGGGUCUGUGGUGUGGGGGUGUGCCCUCAGCAGGAUCCGAGGAUCUGGGCCAGCACAGAGAAGGGCACCUUCUCCUUCUGUGCUUCUGUGCCAUCGCCUGUGCCCUGUGCUAUGCAUGCACAUGACUGCAGACAGCUGACUCCCUGGCGGGUCCCCAUGACAGGACUUACUGAGGGAAAGGUGAGAUGAACGAUGCCCCUCUGAGUGGAAGGAAAUCUGAUCCGGCUCCUGAAGAGCCUAUAAUUAGUCUCAGGCAUGACUCUUUUCUUGUUUGUGCAGCAUCCAUUCAGCAAAGACUUGAGCUCGGUGCAAAGCACAGUUUCAGGCAUAUCAAGAGAUGGCUAAAUAAGCCAGAGAACCUUGCCCCAUGCCCCAACCCUCUGCCUCUUAGGCGCCCUUCAUGACAAGGGAUAACAGAGCAACAGUCACAGUGAUCUUCCUCUCCUGCGAUGUCACCUGGUAAAUGCCAUCUGAAAAGAGGCAUGGGGUACAGUGUGAGCCCCAUAACCUCUCAGUCACCCUCACCUCAACACCUCUUCCUGGAGGCUGCAAGGCCAGGACUUCCUAUAAUGAAAUAGAGUUGUUUUUUGUAGCACAUUUUGAAUGGAUUGCCUCUGGGGGGAAAAAAAAAGAUAAACGUUGUGAUUUUAGCAAACUAUCCAGCUGAACAGAGGCCAGAGAGCUGUCCUUUGGAUGAGUUGUUCUGUGCAAGUGUUAUCCUAGGAAAAUGCAGUGACCCAGGGAUGAGGGCCUGGGAGUGUGUGUUGAUUCUGAAGUCCUCUCUGGGCGGGGAAGGGGAGGUGGUGACAGUGAUGGGGUGAUGGGCUACAGGCCGUAAGGGUCCUCUAGGUGCAAAAGUGGUGCAGUAGAAGGACUCAAAGGGGCAAGGAGUCUCAGGGUCUGGGCAGAUGAUAGGAGAUGGAGGAUCAUGGCUCUCCCAUCCUCUCCAGGCACAGUGGAAUGAGUUUAUAGCAGAUGUAAUUAUGAGGCUCAAGUCUUUAACCUCUAGCUGAGAGAUUAGGCCUCACUCCGUACUAAUGGGCAGGAGAUCUGGGAAGAGCUUAGCCUGGACUUACGGGUAUUUUGCUUUUAUUUCUAAGUGUAGCUAUUAUCUCUUGCCACAAUAAGGCUGUCUAAUACCCAAACUCCGCCCCUGCCUGUGGUUCACAGCAGUAAGUUGCUCCUGUGCCUUGAGUGGCUGGCCUGGAGGCCCUACCCACUUUGGUGGUCUUGACAAGGUGCUUCUCCAAGUCUUUGCUGGAGUCCCUCAUAUGCAGAGCAACUGGGAUGAUAAGGGGACUUGGAUCUGCUGAUUGUGGCCCUCAUCUUGCUGCACCCAGUUGGCUAGUCUGGUCACGCCUGUCUCAUGACAGUGGGGGAGAGUAGGAACUAAAUUAGAGAGCAGUGCCAGGCAACCUAGGCUCAUUUCCCCUGCAUCCCCUUGACAGCUACAGAUUUGAGAAAUAAAAUGAUUUCCUUCA